CUAGGUGGCGCUCACUGCGUUCACGCGUCCAAAGAGAAAAGGAGGAACGCCGGUCGCAGUCCAUCCAUUCAUCGGUUUCAUGUCUCGCGUGUUUUAUCAUUCUCAUUAUUGCCCUCUCAUUUGUCAUUUCUCCAUGCUGACGGUCGUGCCGUACCGUAACGUACCAGUAGUACCCAAAUGACGGAGCCGGCUCUUGAAGAAACCGUCUCCGUUGCAUACAGUUACCAAACUGUGAAUCGCGUGCCAACAAAGCUUCUUAUGGUUGGAACUUCCAGACUCGACACAGACUGCAUAUCUCCAAUCCUUAUCCUUAUUCCAGGAAACCCGGGCAUUAUUGACUACUAUGAAGAAUUUCUCAAGGAAAUUUACCAGGCAUUUGGCGGGGCUGUCCAUGUGUGCGGAAUAUCACACGCAGGCCACAAUGAACUGCCCUGUACAUUAUCUUUUCCCGAUUUUUCAGCAAAUCCAGAGCUCUAUGGGCUAGACGGCCAGAUACAGCACAAGCUCAGCUUCCUCGACGAAAACAUACCUGUGACCCGACCCAUACUUUUAGCUGGACAUUCCAUAGGAGCAUAUAUGAUACUUCAGAUUAUGGAGAAAAGACCACAAAUGCGUAUUGUACAUUCAUUUCUGCUGUUCCCUGUGUUCGAGCGACUUUCCAAGACACCGAAUGCCCAGUCAUUGUUUGGUCGUCCCACACUGUUGAAGGUUGGACUAUGGAUGGCAGCGCACUUGCUCAUGGUGAUUCCGGCACUGCUGAAAGCCCUCUUUGUAAAGUAUUAUUUUUGUGACCUCCCAAACAAACACAGAACUUGUGCUGAACAGGCGACAUUAGUUUUUCUUGCUCCUGCUGUCUUCAACUUGGUCUUCUUCAUGGCUUUUCAAGAGAUAGAUCAGGUACAGGAACGCAAUAAUGAAGCGAUACGGACAUACCUGCCGCGUUUGACUUUCUACUACGGGUCCAGCGACAUGUGGUGCCCCAAACAAUUUUACGUGGACAUGAAGGAAGCAUUUCCCAGUGCCGACCUGCAUAUGUGUACACAUAAUCUCAAGCACGCUUUUGUGCUAGGAGAGACUAGGGUGUUGUCAGCGUUUGUAGCCAGCAAAAUGAAAGAUGUGUUACGCUUACCAUAAUGUUGUCAUAUAUUUCGAAGCUCAUUUUUAAUAGCAUAUUUUUAUGCGCUCUAGUACAGUUUUUGUUCAAGAUAUUGUUUUUUAAUUUGAAAUUACAAUUCGUUCAAUACUCGCAUUUUGCUUGCAGAAAGCUCCAAUUCAAGGAGCUUCAUACAUAUAAUCACAAAGUGCAACGAAAAAUAUGACAAAAGUCAAGAGGCGGUUGCAUGAAAUGGUCCUGCUGCUUGCCAAAAAAGUAGUAUAGAAUUG
Messenger RNA from Ornithodoros turicata, 1383 nucleotides. RefSeq names its product lipid droplet-associated hydrolase-like. NCBI's taxonomy places the organism in Eukaryota, Metazoa, Arthropoda, Arachnida, Ixodida, Argasidae. Gene Ontology annotation, cellular component: lipid droplet. The record is from RefSeq and is a predicted model, not a curated record. Gene Ontology annotation, molecular function: lipase activity. Bases 178 to 1134 code for a protein of 318 amino acids. The transcript has 6 exons. Gene Ontology annotation, biological process: lipid storage.